Molecule: messenger RNA, 3183 nt
Organism: Lymnaea stagnalis (great pond snail)
Lineage: Eukaryota; Metazoa; Mollusca; Gastropoda; Lymnaeidae
Source: the annotation of a GenBank genome assembly
GGCUCGGCCGUUAGAUCGUUAAACACAACACAACACAUUGUGUUCAGCAGUGACGUAAGCCAGUGUUGUUUAUGAGUUGUUCUAGUCGUUACGAGAGAUAACUAACAUAAGACUCGAUAAUCCGAUGGUUGCUAUAGCAGUUUCAGGAUGACUCGCUGAGGGCGAAGGGGGUGGGAAUUCUUCAAUGAAAUUUGAUAUCUCAGUUCGUUGUGAUAUUGUCACUAGCGUGUGGGUGAGGUGAGUCUUCGACAUUUAAACCCAGACGGACCAAAGGAUAUUCAAGGAGGAUAUACUAUGUGCAACAGGUCUUUGAUUUAAGGCAAGACUGGACAUUGCCAUUGGCUAGAACCCAAACAUUGAAUGAUUCUAUUGGAAAUAACAAAGGACCUGAUGGUGUUGUUUUUUAGAACACAUAGAACCUGAUGUUUCUAUUGGUUAGCUUUUGUCAAGCAGAAGUCAAGAUUCUGAAGUAAGAAAUAAAUAAUUAUGAAUCAUUAUCGAGGUAAUAACACGAGGCUAACUCUAAAACAUGUAGAUGCGUAACGCCUACCUGUAAUCAAAACAUCUAGUUCAACAAAUGAGAAAAUGUUAUUUUAUUUUUUAAAUCUUGAAAAAAAAAAAAAAAAGUUAUAACAUCUGCAUCUUCUAUUAUCUAAUUGUUGUUCAUUUGGCGGAUAAAAUGCAAGAAUUUUAAAAGUCCAGUUACAACGUACACAUCCACCAACAACGAUAAAACACAACCAUAUGUUUCUGAACUUACAAAGCCUCAUACCAACCCUACCUAACCCAAUGUGAUACAUCUUUCAUGUCCACUUCUUGACCAGAUGCCCAAACCAUACAAACGCGGGAUCGCCCGGUCUCGCCCCGUCUUCCGGUUCGUGGUGGUGGGCGAUGGACUGUGCGGCAAGACGAGCAUGCUGGACGUCCUAAAGACGAGCACGUUCUGCCAAUACUACCGGCCGACGGUCAUUGAGUCGAGGACCGCUGAGAUAUGGGUCGAUGAUAACUUGGUAGGUCAGCUUGUUUUGUUUUGAUCAUCUUAUUUUGACCACCUUAGCAUCUUAUUUUGGUCAUGUGAUUUUGGUAAACUUAUGUGGAUCAUCUUAUUUUGAAUAUCUUAUCAUGAUAUUUGGAUUAUCUUAUUUUGAACAUCUUACUUUGAUCAUCAUAUUGGGAUAAUCUUAUUAUCUUAUUUCGAUAAUCUUAUUUGGAUCAUCUUAUUUAAUCACUUAUUACGAUCAUCUUAUUUCGACUAUAAAAUCCUUUUAUUUUGAUUUUCUUUUUUUAGAUCAUUUAAUUUGGAUCAUCAUAUCUGGAUCACCUUAUUUUCAUCAUCAUAUUUAGGAUAGUCUUAACAUCUUAUUUGGAUCAUCUUAUUUGGAUCCUCUUAUAUACUUAAAUAAUUUUCUUAGACAUUGACCAUUUAUUUGUUUAUUGCGUUUAAAAAAUAGUUUUUUGUGACAUCCUUAAUAAUGUUCACAGACCACACCAGUGUUUCCUAGGCUGGAGUGUUCAGACUGUGGUACUAAUUUUCCUUUUCAUGCCUAAAAUUAAGAAAAUAUUGUAGGUCACGGAAUAUUCACAUUAUGUAAUAUUUCAGAAUGUAUUCCAAGAUUCGAUCUAGACAUGAAACCAACUGGAAUUAUCAUUGGGGGGAAAAAAAUAUGUGGGAAUGCUCUCUAAAUGUAAACUAGGGGAAACAAUACAUCAAUGCUUGACUGAAUUGGUGUCGUGGUCUUUUGAUGUCAGGUCGACCUGGUGAUCACCGACACGUCAGGCCAGGAUGAGAACGACAAACUCAGGCAGACGUCCUACAGCGGUGCCCACGUCGCGCUGCUGUGUUACAGCGUCAAUGACCGGAACAGCCUGGAGAACGUCGUGGACAAGUGGAGGUCUGAGGUGAGAGUCUCUGACUGGCAGCGCUUGGCUAAGCGACCGCCAUUCUUGUCUUGCUGUUAUGUCAAGCUGAUACUAUAGAACAUGUCACAAAUCAAAUAUUUAGAUAUUAAUUUUGUUUCACACACGCCACGUUUUCCUCCCCCACAGCUCACUGAGCACCUCACCAACGUCCCGGUGGUGUUGGUGGGCACAAAGACGGACCUGCGGGACGAACCGUCCAUCACCAGGACACCUUUCAUGACGCGCUACGUCCCCGUGGACAGUCAGGAACAAUGGACGGUGGCCGAAAGGUACAUCGCUGUCUUUCAUGUAGACGUAAUGAGCAUGGAGCUCACGGCCCCCGUGUUGAUCGCGUGUAGUGACAAGGCCAGGUCUUUGUUGAUCGCGUGUAGUGACAAGGCCAGGUCUUUAGAACAGUUAGAUCUCUGAACCCGGACGAGCUGUUGCAAAACUUUUAAGACUUAAAUAAAUGUUUAAUAUAUUUUUCGUACUGAAUUCAAAUCAUUCACGCUUUGGGUUACUCUAGCAUGAUGUACAGGUGUUAUUAUGAUUUUAGCGGUCAUGUACACAUACAUAAAGUUAGCUGACAUGUACACACGCAGCUUUUAGCGGUCAUGUAUACAUAUAUAAAGUUAACAGUCAUGCACACAUGUAGGUUUUAACGGCUAUUGAAACAUUCAUUUUGUAGGGUACCUGCUUUUAUAAUCAAUUAUCUGAGGACGCAUUCACCGCUGACUGUGUAAUCGAGUCUCGUAACAAGUCUUUAACCCUUGCUUAUCUGUCAAUUGAACCAAGGGUCAAAGUUCAACAGUUUCAUUACAGGAAUGUGAUCAGCCGGACCCUUAAAAAAACAACGAUAUAUUUAUGUCUGACAUCAAAGAGACGAUCUUUUCGUUUCGCUGACAUUGUAUCUGACACUUGGCCACCAAUCAAACUGAACGAGCUUAAACUCAUAUAGUUUAACAUUCGUCUUCAUUCAUUCCCAGAUUAUUUUUUGCCUUUCCUUAUCAGCAGUUGAAUUCAUUAUAUUCCAUAAUUUCCCCAUUUUUUUGUUGUUUUUUUCUCCAGGAUCGGCGCCGCAGCCUGCGUCGAGUGUUCCGCCUUCAGCGCCGACUCUGUGUGUGGAGUCUUUGAGACGGCCACGCGCGUGGCGAUGCUGAGGAAGGAGGCGGCCCAACCGAAGAACUACUUCCAGCGGCUCCGAUCCAAUCUCAAAAAAUUCUUCGUGGUGAACUUCUGCUGCGUGCAGAGAACGGCCAAAUAUAUGCGUGUGAACUCUUAAGG